Molecule: messenger RNA, 1639 nt
Organism: Crotalus tigris (Tiger rattlesnake)
Lineage: Eukaryota; Metazoa; Chordata; Lepidosauria; Squamata; Viperidae
Product: gonadotropin-releasing hormone II receptor-like
Exons: 3
Coding region: 299-1639 (446 amino acids)
Biological process (GO): G protein-coupled receptor signaling pathway
Cellular component (GO): membrane
Molecular function (GO): peptide binding; gonadotropin-releasing hormone receptor activity
Source: RefSeq, a predicted model, not a curated record
AGAUGUGACCCUGGGCAGAAUUAGAGGGACAUCUGUCCAGGGGCGUCUCUCAGUGAGCAGCCCUGACUGCUGCAGGCCCCCUCCGCCUGCUUUCCAGGGCUGGCGAGGCAGAGAGCAAGCCAGGCUCCGGGUCCCGGGCAGCCGUUGGAGGUAGGUUGCUGAGACCCUACAGAGGACAGCAGCGGGAGGGGAGGGGGCUGCUGGGGAGAGCACUGGCUCUGAUGGCCCGCCUCGCCUUCCUUUUCUCCCUCCUAGGGGCCCGGUGGGCAGAUCAGGCUGUGAUUCAUUCCCCUGCCCCAUGGAGCACAACGGGAGCGGGCUGUGGGGAAGGGGCUCCUCUUUCAAAGGCCUGGAGGAGUCUGUGGUGCUGCCCAUCUUCUCAGCUGCUGCUCAGGUCCGAGUGGGACUCACCCUGCUACUGUGUGUGAUCUCGGCCACCUGCAACCUGGCCGUGCUGUGGAGCGGCUGGACCAGGCCUGCGGCCAAGGGCUCCCACGCACGCCUGCUGCUCCUGCACCUGGCGGUGGCAGAUCUGCUGGUGGCCCUGGUGGUGAUGCCAAUAGACGCCGCCUGGAACAUCACGCUGCAGUGGCAGGCUGGAGACGUGGCCUGCCGGCUUCUCAUGUUCCUCAAGCUGCUGGCCAUGUAUGCCUCGGCCUUCGUCACCACUCUGAUCAGCCUGGACUGCCAAGCGGCCAUCUUACAGCCCCUGGCCACUGCCCGAGCUUGGCGCAAGAACCAGAUCUUGCUCUACGCGGCCUGGCUGAUGAGUGCCAGCCUCUCUGCUCCUCAGGUACCUCCCAGGGGCAAGGCUAGGGAUCCGUGGCCUUGGGGGGAGGGGGUGGACCCUUGCUCCAAAAUCUCCCAGUUCCUGCCAUUGCCCCUGCAGCUGUUCCUGUUCCACACGGUCACCAUCAGCUCCCCACAGAACUUCACCCAGUGCACGACCCACGGCUCCUUUGCCCAGCACUGGCAUGAGGUGGCUUACAACAUGUUUGGCUUCCUGGGCCUUUUUCUGCUCCCACUGCUGGUCAUGAGCGCUUGCUACACCCGGGUCCUGCUGGAGAUUUCGAGACACGUCAGCUCCUGCAACAGCUGGUCUGCCCAAGAGAUGCCCUUGCGCCGCUCGCGCAACCCCAUCCCGAGGGCGCGUCUUCGCCUGCUGCAUCUCAGCCUGGCCAUCGUCGGCUCCUUCGUGCUCUGCUGGACCCCUUACUACUUGCUGGGCCUGUGGUACUGGUUCUGGCCAGCAGGCAUGGAGGGGACAGUGAGCCCCUCGCUGGCACACAUCCUCUUCCUCUUUGGCUUGCUCAACGGCUGCCUGGACCCCAUCACCUACAGCCUCUUUGCUGGGCGCUGGCAGGGUGGGUGCCGCCGGGCAGCCGGGCAAGGGAAGCAGCUGCCCUCCCCCGUCACCGGCUCCUUCCAGGGCUCAGUGUCCUCUGUCCGCCCCACAAGAGGGGGCCGGCCGCUCCUCUCUGACACGGCCGAGGUGGCCCUGGGCUCAAGGCCUCCCCUGAGGGCAGCUCCGUGCCCCACUGACAGCCCUUCCAGCCAGUUCAGUGGGAAGGCUGUAUACAACAAUGAGAAUUUAAAUCGAAGGCAUAUUAAACUUAUACUGACCAUUACACUUGGAUAA